GUCUCUCCUCACAACCCUCCUAUCCUUUCACUCUCCCUCAUUUACCCCUUCUUUCCCUUUAUUUUACCUAACUACCUCACCUCCUACUCCUGGUGUAGAACCUCUCUGCCUCCUCCCCUUUCCCCCCUUCAGUGCCUCUCUCUCACCAUCUCUCCCCUUAGUCCCGGUUUUCCCAGAGUUCAUUCUGGCCGGCACCACCAUUCCGGCCAAGGGGGAGGAGGACUUCCUUACGCUGGCCGCCUCCCGGCUCAGCCGCAGGAAACGUGUCAUCGGGGCAGGAGUGGGCGUGGCCAUGGUGCUGGUGCUGCUGGUUGCUAUCCCCUUAUUGGUUCACACCACCAAAGGGGGCGCGUCUGGGGGUGGGAGCACCCAUUAUGAGAUGCUCGGCAGCUGCAAGAUGGUGUGCGACACUUUCACCCCCCCACAGGGAAGCCACGAGCUGACUGCUGUCUCCCCCCAACCCCCAGACUUCACAGGGAGAAGGGGCAAAUCUGGGUUUCGUGGGAGCCCUGGACUCCCUGGCCCCCCAGGCCCCAGAGGUCCCCCAGGAGAACCAGGCAAGCCAGGCCCCCCUGGUCCCCCCGGCCCUGGCCCAGGGGGCUACGUCCCCUCCUUCUACAGCCCCAAGAUUGCCUUCUAUGCAGGCCUCCGCAAACAGCAUGAAGGGAGUGAGGUGUUGAGGUUUGACGACGUGGUGACCAAUGUGGGGAACUACUAUGAACCCAGCACUGGCAAGUUCACCUGCCCCCUACCUGGCAUCUACUUCUUCACCUACCAUGUCCUGAUGAGGGGGGGAGACGGGACCAGCAUGUGGGCCGACCUGAAGAAGAAUGGACAGGUGAGGGCCAGUGCCAUAGCCCAGGAUGCUGAUCUGAACUAUGACUAUGCCUCCAACAGUGUCAUCCUGCACCUGGAUGUGGGGGACGAAGUGUGUGUGCAGCUCGAUGGGGGCAAAGUUCACGGAGGAAACACCAACAAAUACAGCACCUUCUCUGGCUUCCUCAUCUACCCUGACUGAUGGCAUUCACGCGUCACACAUACACACACAAACAUACAACCACACAAACACAUGCAACCACAAACAAACAAUCUCCCAGGCAAACAUAUACAGCACCUUCUUCGGGAUUCUCAUCCAACCUGAUUCUCUAAACCUCUCUCUCUCUCUCUCUCUCUCUCUCUCUCUCUCUCUCUCUCUCUCUCUCUCUCUCUCUCUCUCGCUCUCUCUCUCUCUUUCUAUUGCUAAAACACACACAUUAUUUAAAGAAACAGAUGCAGUGGGAAAAGGAACAUUUAUGUUUGCUCUGUGUUUUUUGUCUUUAAAAGUUUAGAUAAUGGCCAAACCAUAACAUUCCAAACCAAGUGCAGUUACAAUAGAAAAGUUAAUUUAAGACACACACCUACACAUCCAUUCGUUUGUCAUGCUGCAGCACCCUUACUUCCUGCGGCUAUGGGUCCACGGAGGUCCGCCUGAAUAUUACUAUUUACAUUUACGUAGACGCUCUUAUCCAGAGCGACUUAACAGUUAAUGAGUGCAUACAUUUUUCAUACUGGCCCCCCGUGGGAAACGAAUCCGCAACCCUGGCGUUGCAAGCGCCAUGCUCUACCAACUGAGCAACAGGGGACAACUAUGUGUUGUGUAAUUCUGAUAAUAUCCUUGAAUCACAGAUAUUUAAAUUAAACUAACAUGUAAGUAUGUGGUGACAAACAAGAAUAUUGUCAAGACAAAAAAAUAUAUAAUCUUGAUAUGGUGUAUAUUCUUAAAGUUACAUACACUCCCCUCCACAUUUAUGUGGACAGUGAAGAUUUUUAAAAAUAAUCCAGCGUUUUAGAUUUGAGAUAGAAUGUUUCAUGUAAGGCGACAGUACAGAAUGUCACAUUUUAUUUGAGGGUAUUUUCAUACAUAUCCGUUUUACCAUUUAUAAAUCAAAGCACUUUAUGCAUCAAAGCACUUAUAGUUUAUUAAAGUAGUCAAAUGCUAUAAGUAUUUGGUCCCAUAUUCCUUGCACACAAUAACUACAUCAAGCAUGUGACUCUUUUAUUUGCCCAAUAGGGAAUAUAUACAUAAAGUGCUUUCAUUUCUUAACGGUAAAAGAGAUAGCCUAUGUAUGAAAAUACCCUCAAAUAAAAGGUGGCAUUCUGUACUGUUGCUUCAUAUGAAACAUGUGAUCUCAAAUCCAAAAUGCUGGAUAAAAAAAUGUAUUUUCACUGUCCAAAUACAUACGUAUGGAGGGGAGUGUAUAUAUUCACUUCUUAUGCACACACAUCUGUGUGUGUGAUCAUGUAUGUGGAAGCAUACAUGACUCACAUGCAUCACAUGUACACACACACAGAGAGAAAUGCACAAAACACACACACACACAGUGAUUAAUUGACUUCCUCUAUCUAGUGUUGCAUUGACACGAGCUGACCAUUUCGACCACCAGUGUGGAAUUGAGUAAAAUGGUCUCAGAAUGCAGACUGUAAAUCGAACACUGCGAGCUUGGCUGCGGGGCCUCCCGCCUCCCUUCUUCGCUCCGAGAUGGAUUUCCAAUACGGCUGAAGACACCAAACGAGAAAAGUCAUGAAUAUAUUGAUCGGAGCUGAUAAUACACGCAACACCACAAACAUCAUCCAGUAUGGUGUGUGUGUGUAAAGAUAAGUAUCAUGUUGUUGUUAGUUUUACCCACAUGGCCCCUGGCUACAGCUAUGGGGGGGGGGGGGGGGG
Messenger RNA from Coregonus clupeaformis (lake whitefish), 2704 nucleotides. RefSeq names its product complement C1q-like protein 4. The coding region runs from base 293 to 1018 and encodes 241 amino acids. Gene Ontology annotation, molecular function: protein binding. The record is from RefSeq and is a predicted model, not a curated record. NCBI's taxonomy places the organism in Eukaryota, Metazoa, Chordata, Actinopteri, Salmoniformes, Salmonidae. The transcript has 2 exons.